Messenger RNA from Salvia hispanica, 1059 nucleotides. RefSeq lists its product as uncharacterized. NCBI's taxonomy places the organism in Eukaryota, Viridiplantae, Streptophyta, Magnoliopsida, Lamiales, Lamiaceae. The record is from RefSeq and is a predicted model, not a curated record.
AUGAAGAAUUUGGAGAUGAUGAUAGGCCAACUUGCAACGGUUGUGCAAACCAGACCCCAAGGAACUAUUCCAAGCACCACGAUAACGAACCCAAAGGUUAAUGAGCAAUGCAAAGCAGUCACAUUGAGAAGUGGGAAAGAGCUAAAGAGACUUGGAGAGAAAGUGGUACAUAGUGGCCCAAACAUCUUGCACGCAGGGGCGGACAAGUUGUUAGGCUCACAAACCUCGCACGCAGGGGCGGACGAGGGGAGUGAGCGGGCCACUACAGAAACUAGAGAUGGUCUACAAGAUAAAGAAGAUGCAAGUCGGCGUGAUACGAAGAAGAAGAAGUCGUUGAGUCCGGCAAUGGAUCCGAAGAGUCCAUUUAAUUUUCCAGAUUUUAUACCGCCGCCUCCUUUCCCAAUCGAGAAGAAGAGAAAGAAAAUAAUUCAAGAGAAGGGACUCGAUUGGAUGAUGAAUAUUAUUAGGAAAGUUAAUGUAGAUGUGUCCUUGGUGGAUUUGUUCCUACAUUUUCCUAAAUUCUCCAUGUUUUUCAAGGACCUUAUUGCGAAAAAGGAGAAGAUACAAGAUGAUGGUGUGGUGAUAUUGAGCGCAUUUUGCUCACAGUUUGUGAAGGGAAAGAUGCCGGCUAAGAGAAGAGAUCCCGGAAGUUGUGUGAUCCCGUGUGAAAUGGGAGAUAAGAAGUUCCCAAAGUGCCUACUUGAUCAAGGCUCGGGAAUAUCAUUGAUGGCUUUGAAAACUGCGAGGUCAAUCGGUCUUGAAGCAAGGAUUGAACCAAUCGACAUUGACCUUCAGUUGGCGGAUCAUUCAAUUGUUAAGCCUAAAGGAAUCAUCGAGGAUGUCUUGGUAAAGGUGGAUAAAUUUAUACUCCCGGUUGACUUCAUUGUCAUAGAGAUGGAAGAGGACAAGGACAUGCCUAUUCUCUUUGGUAGGCCAUUUUUAGCAACCGGUGAUGUUGUGAUUGAGACCAAGACAAAUACGGUCAUGUUUCGAGUUGAUGGGGAGAAUGUUGUGAUUGAGCAGGAGAAGGCGAAGGGGCGCCUAUUGGAGUUUGGAUAG